AUGCGAGAGUCAUCGGACGAUGAGGGCACUUCACCAUCGGCGGUGGAGUUCCCGCCGAAGGACCUUCGGUGUCAGAGGAACGACGGCAAGAAAUGGCGGUGCCGCGACUGGAGGAUCCACGAUCAACCCUAUUGCCAGAAGCACUACCUCCAGCUGUUAAAAAAGAGCACAGUUUUGAAGCAAAAUUCUUCUGUUUCUGCGUCUAACCCUACUAGGGUUAUCAAAGAGCGUUCUGGGAAUCCCAAAGGCGAUGCCUUUCCUGUACAUAAAUCGGGUAAGUCGGGGUUAUCUGGAAGCACUAAGAAUAGGCGGGGUAGGGUCCGAGCAGAGGAUGACGAGGAAUCGUCCAAGGAGGAUGAGCAUCCGCUGAAAAAGCAGAGAACCCAGAAAAUAGAGAGGGAUAUCUCUGAGGAUAACAGUGAUAAAUAUGACAAGAAUGUGAAAUGUGACGAGGAGGGGAAGGAGAAUGAUGCGGCUUUUGAGGAAGAUGUUAGUUUGGCGAAAUUUUGGAAAACGAAGGGGGUAAGGACCAAAGCUAGGGCGAUGGACUCGAGUAUUAUGCUGAAAGAAGGGGCUAGUGGAAGUGAAGAUGAUGCGAAGGAUGGGAAGAACGAGAAUUUAGCAGGGAGAAGCAACAAAGAGUUGAAGAAGAGAUCAGAGUUUUCUGGGAAGAAAGAGGGGUCUCGGAAGGGGAAAGAUAAGGUAGAAGGUAAGGAUGGUGAUGCGUUGGGUCAGGAUGUUGACUACGCUUUUCGAGGAAUGGGUAAAAGUAGUUGUAAAAGCGAGUCUUCCCUGAAGAGCAAAAAUAAGAAGUUGCAGGUGAAGAAAAUGGAAGUGAAGGGAAGCGAAGAGGAUAAUUUUGGGGUUAGACAAGUGAAGAAAUCUAAGAAGAGUGUUGAGAUGGAGUUGGGUAUUCGGGAGAAGAAUAAGGGUCUGAAAGGAAAGCCAGAGUCGCUGGUGAUGAAAGCAGCUAAGAACAAAGAAAGUUAUUAUAAUGAUAACUUGGACGAUCAAUUGAGGGUUAAACAAGUGAAGAAACCCAAUAGAAAUGCGGAGACAGAGUCAAUAACUCAAGAAAAGAAAAGCAAGGGUCAGAAAACCCAAGCAAAGAAGAUGGUAGGGAUAAGCAAAGCUGAAAAAAUUGAUUCAUCUGGUAGCACAGAGGAUGAGACCUAUGGUUUAAGAAGAAGAAAAUCCCAAACAACAAUAGGACCAAAACUUGAUUCUAGGAGGAAGUAUUACAGUGGUGACCCAGACGAUCCAUGCAUGAUGUGUCAUCAAUGUAUGAAGAGUGAUAGGAAGGUUGUGCGGUGCCGGCAGUGCCGCCCUGACCGCCCUAGACGUUACUGUCUCCCUUGUAUCCAGAAAUGGUAUCCUGAACUAUCAGAGGAAGAUAUAGCGAAGGCAUGUCCAUGUUGUCGUCAAACUUGCAACUGCAAAGAUUGUUUACGUAAACAUGAUAUACCCGAGAGUGUGUAUUCCGGGGGUCUAGGAGAUAAGGAUGAAAAGACAUGGUACUUAAAGUAUCUCCUCCGUGCACUCUUCUCAUUUUUGGAUGAAUUUAAUCGUGAUCAGAUGGUAGAAAAAGACAUGGAAGCUAAGAUUCGUGGAUCAUUGUCAACAGAUAUAAAAAUAGAGAAAAUUGAGUGUUCUCGUGACGAGCGAAUGUACUGUGACAAUUGCAGUACCUCUAUUGCCGAUUUUCACAGAAGCUGUCCAAAUUGUUCGUACGAUCUCUGCCUGACUUGUUGUAGGGAGAUUCGAGAAGGCUGUUUGAAAGGAUGUGAUAAAGGGGUUGUAAUUCAGUAUACUAAUAGAGGGGCAAACUACUUUCAUGGAAUAGAAACUCGUACAACUUCGAAAAAGGAAACUUCUUCUAUAUCAUGCAUAGCGUCGCAUUCUAGGAGCGAGCAGAUGCCAGUACCUGAGUGGAAGGCAAAUGUAUCCGGUGAGAUUCCCUGCCCUCCAAAAGAGAAGGGUGGUUGUGGACAUGGCACUCUGGAGCUCAAGUGCAUUUUGGGUGAAAGCUGGGUUUCACAGUUAAAGAAGAAGGUUGAAAAUUUAGUUGUAACAUGUGGACUUGCUGAUGUAUCUCAAGUUCCCAAGCAAUGUCCUUGUGUCAAAAUCAAUGAGGGCAUUGCUGUCAAUGAUGAGAAACUGCGGAAAGCUGCUUCUAGAAGAAAUUCUGGUGACAAUUACUUGUUCUGUCCUUCGGCUAGUGACGUCCAUCUGGGGGAACUGGAGCACUUCCAGAAACACUGGAUCAUGGGAGAGCCAAUUAUUGUUAGUGAUGUUCUCAAACUUACAACUGGUCUGAGUUGGGAUCCAAUGGUAAUGUGGCGUGCAUUCCGUGAAAUUUCAAUUAAAAGAGGUUCCUCUGACUUGAUGGUGACCGCCGUAGAUUGCCUAGACUCCUGUGAGGUUGAUAUUAACAUCCACCAGUUUUUUACGGGAUAUGCUGAAGGUCGGAGAGACAGACGUUCCUGGCCAGAAAUGCUGAAAUUGAAAGAUUGGCCUCCGUCCACUUUAUUUGAGAAGCGAUUGCCACGGCAUGAUGCCGAGUUUAUCAGUGCAUUGCCUUAUAAAGAAUAUACACACCCCCAUUCUGGAAUUUUAAAUUUGGCGGCAAAAAUGAAAUUGGAGAAGAAAAUGCUGAAGCCAGAUCUGGGGCCCAAAACAUAUAUAGCAUAUGGAUUUGCUGAAGAGCUUGGACGUGGGGAUUCUGUGACGAAGCUUCAUUGUGAUAUGUCAGAUGCGGUGAAUAUAUUAAUGCACACUGCUGAUCCGACUCCUACAGCAGAUCAACUUACCAAAAUUGAGAAAUUGAAGAAAAAUCAUGCUGCCCAAGACUAUAAAGAACUUUUUGGUAUUGUUAGUACUGAUCAUAAAGAGGCUGGGGCAACUGUGUCAUCAUCCGAUGAAGGUUGUCUUGCUGCGGAUAAGGAUGGAAUUGAGCAUUCUCACCCUAUUCGUGACCAGAUUAGAAAUGUUGAUACUAUGCUAAAUAACGUUGACAACAUAGUGGAAGAUACUGACCAGUUGCCUAUAAAGAAUGAGAAUAAUAACCUUCCUCAAUACAUCUCUAAGGAAUCAAAUGCAGCUUCUGGAUUGCUAUUGGACAAUCAAAAUGACAUUGAUUUAACAAUGGGAACCCGAAACAGCAUACAGGGUAAUAGAUAUGGUACAGGGAGUACAUCAAGUGAUGAACUGUGUAUCAAGUCAAAAGGUUUGUCAACACAAAGUGCAACUACUUCGAAAAAUCAACAAAUAAAAAAUUUGGAGGAAAUUGACAGCGGGGUAGGAGAAAUUGAUUUUCCUUCUGACCUGCAUUUCUCAAAGGAGGAGGGUCAGUUUUCUGCUGGCAAAAGUACCUGUUUUAAGUUCUCAUCAACUGUACCAGACAUGGAUGAGGGAGGUGCAGUUUGGGACAUAUUCCGGCGGCAAGAUGUCCCGAAGCUUGAGCAAUAUUUAAAAAAACACCAUAAAGAAUUCAGGCAUAUAUAUUGUUGUCCGGUAGAGCAGGUUGUACACCCGAUCCAUGAUCAGAGCUUCUACUUGACCUCGUAUCAUAAAGCGAAGCUUAAGGAGGAAUAUGGAGUUGAACCUUGGACUUUUGUGCAAAAACUUGGAGAGGCUAUCUUCAUACCGGCUGGAUGUCCUCAUCAAGUUAGAAAUCUUAAGUCUUGCAUAAAAGUUGCUCUCGACUUUGUUUCACCUGAAAAUCUCAGUGAGUGUGUUCGAUUGACUAAGGAAUUUCGUGUUCUUCCUCAGAACCACAGGGCUAAGGAGGACAAGUUAGAGGUAAAGAAGAUGGCUCUACAUGCGUUAUAUGAUGCUGUUAGUGAGCUUGAGCAUCUCAUGUCGUGUGAAGAACAAGAACCCGAAUUACCAGUGUGCGGAACUAUGUCACAUCCAAACCCCAGUCUACCAAUCCAAGACGACCUGUUAUCUGCAUCACCGUGUCAAUCAUCAGGCGAGUGUCCAACCUCCACUACAUCACCUCACUGUCGGGAUUCUCUACAAUUGUCAAAAGAUGUGCCUGAGGAACCUACUAUUGAUCCAGGAGCUUGUGGGAAUUCGAAUAACAUUUAA
Molecule: messenger RNA, 4092 nt
Organism: Fraxinus pennsylvanica
Lineage: Eukaryota; Viridiplantae; Streptophyta; Magnoliopsida; Lamiales; Oleaceae
Source: the annotation of a GenBank genome assembly